Messenger RNA from Phyllostomus hastatus (greater spear-nosed bat), 2684 nucleotides. It is a transcript of the gene TAF9B, whose product is annotated as TATA-box binding protein associated factor 9b. The record is from RefSeq and is a predicted model, not a curated record. Gene Ontology annotation, biological process: DNA-templated transcription initiation. NCBI's taxonomy places the organism in Eukaryota, Metazoa, Chordata, Mammalia, Chiroptera, Phyllostomidae. The transcript has 7 exons. Gene Ontology annotation, cellular component: transcription factor TFIID complex. Gene Ontology annotation, molecular function: protein heterodimerization activity; RNA polymerase II general transcription initiation factor activity. Bases 71 to 823 code for a protein of 250 amino acids.
GGCGGAGCCAAAGCGAGCAGCUUCUGCCCGCAUCCGUCUCUCCGCAGACGACGACGAGUGGCAGAACAACAUGGAGCCGGGCAAAAUGGCGCUGACCAAGAACUCUCCGAGAGAUGCCUUGGUAAUGGCACAGAUCCUGAAGGAUAUGGGAAUUACAGAGUACGAACCAAGGGUUAUAAACCAAAUGUUGGAAUUUGCUUUCCGAUAUGUGACUACAAUUCUGGACGAUGCAAAAAUUUACUCAAGUCACGCUAAGAAACCCAAUGUUGAUGCCGAUGAUGUGAGACUGGCAAUCCAGUGCCGUGCUGAUCAGUCUUUUACCUCUCCUCCUCCGAGAGAUUUUUUACUGGACAUUGCAAGGCAGAAAAACCAAACCCCCUUACCUAUGAUUAAGCCAUAUUCAGGACCCAGGCUGCCACCUGACAGAUACUGCUUAACAGCUCCCAACUUUAAGCUGAAGCCCUUACUUAAAAAGGGACCUAACCAGGGAAGACUAAUUCCACGCUUAAGUGUUGGUGCUGUUAGUAGCAGACCCACCACCCCUACUAUAGCAACCCCACAAACAGUGUCUGUCCCAAAUAAAGUUGCACCUCCCGUGUCAGUGACAAGCCAAAGAUACUCGGUGCAGAUUCCGCCUUCUCAGCCCACACCCGUCAAACCAGUUCCUGCAACAACUGCAGUUCCAAAUGUUCUGAUUAAUCCUUCAAUGAUUGGGCCCAAAAAUAUUCUUAUUCCCGCCAACAUGGUUUCAUCACAGAACGCGGCCAAUGAAUCAAACCCACUGAAGAGAAAACACGAAGAUGAUGAUAAUGAUACCGUGUGAGGAAUACAGUCUAGAUGUACUUCACAUGCAUAGUUGGUUUUGAGCCCAAUAUACUGAGCUAGAGCAUUCAAGAUCACAAGUUUUAUCUUAGAAAACUUAAAAGUAGCUGCAGUAGUUUUCAUAUUCCUGUAAAGCGUUAGAUUUCUUAAGUAAGGCUGCCAAUGUUUUUUUCAUUAGGCAUCAAGUAGAAUAAGUUAAGCACUUGUUUCUUAAUAGUUUUGCUAACGUCGAGUCCUGCUAUGGCAGUUCUAUUUUUGGAAGCAGUUUUCUGCCUUGUGUCACUGACAGCAUUUAAGUUGCAGUCUCUGCAGCCUGAUCAGUGGACUAAUCUUUAACAGCAUAAUUUCUAAUCUGCAUUGGAGUACUUACUCCUUUCUUUGGCAAGGUAAAAUAGUCACUUCUACUGUCACCAGCUUUUUAAACCAAAUCUCUCGAUUUAGAAGACCUUUUUGGAGAGGAUGGAUUUAGAGGGAUUCUAAAUCCAAUUUUGAAUGUACUUAAGUUGGUUUUUUCUUUUUCUUUUUUUUUUUUUUUUUUUUGCGUUUCCUAACCUACCUCCUCAACCCCAUUGCUAACCCCCAUUCACUUCCUGCACCAUCUCCUCCCCAGAAGCUUAAGUGUCUCCCCAUUGCUCUUAAAUUUGAAAGGCCAAAACUGGAAUUUUAAAAAUAUCAUUCCUGAUAAUACACCUUUGCAUCAUUUUUAUAUUUUUAAAACCUACAUGAUAUGCCUGCUGUCCUGCAGUUCACUUUACCCUGAAUGUUUCCGUUCUUCCAGAGCACUUGAGUUUUAUCCCUGGUCUUGUAUGCCCAUUACACUUCACUCUGCUUUUGACGGGCAGUUCUGGGUCAGUUACAUUCACUUUCAGUCUUAUAUUCCAAGUUGAUAAGUCCACCAUAUUUCACACAGGUGACGCCAUUGCUUAAAAUCUGCCUUGAUAAGUAUAUUUGCACUAGACCUAGGCAAAACCACUAAAGAGCAAGUGUUGGUUUCCUUUUUACCACAUGCUUUGAUCACUACUGCUUGAACCCUCCUCCUAUUGGUAUAAUUCAGCUCAGUUUGCUAGCUGAUUGCUGAGGAUGGCGCACUUAAAAUGGGAUCACACCUGAAAGUUUUCUCCUGGUCUUCCUUCCUCUAGAAGGCCCACCACGAAAACUCAGUAGUGUGACUCGAAUUGCACUUAGUAGGUGCACUCUACGUAGGGCCCCCAGUAGAAACCCACCUAUAAACACCAUGUUGGGACACCGUAUUGGGAACGAUUUCAAAGCUUUCAAAACUAGAAGCAGGUUUGUGCAGUUUUUAUUUAACUUUGACAUAUUCAACGCAAGAGCACUUUUGCAGAAUUUUCUAAGAUUAAUUUUCAUAUUUGAAGAUCCUCAAAAUUUAAAACACAAGUAAGUUUCAUCCUAGGAUGGUGCUUAAUACAUCUGAGACAGCCAGUCCGGUAACGGAAGAAAUGUCUCAUCCUAGUUUGAGUGUUUGGGGAUGUUAGGAAAAGGUGGGAAGCUUACGCAAACGGAUCUGGGCAACAUCGUGGGAGAGAAAUGGUCAUUCUUUAUAGCGUAGGAUGGCGUCACUUGAAUGUUCUCAGGGAGGCAGCAUGUCACAAGGCCUCGGUUCUAGCCCUGGCUCCAUCAUCUACCAACUGUGUGACCUUACUUCACCUCUGAGCCUUGUUCUGUUUAUUAUUAUUAUUAAUAGUAAUAAGAAGGUAACAGCGACCCUGCCUACCUCACAGGGAUGUUGUGAGGGUUGAACUGGUGUAUGUGAAAGUUCUUUAGAAACUGUAAAAUGCUGUAUAACAAAGAGAUUGUUAAUGUAUGCUCCAAGAUUAUUAAUAAAAAUGGAUGUUUAUCACUUA